AUGCAAACCGAACACACACAGGCUUCUCAAGGUACAACGCCGUCCACGGAACCCCUUCCUACCCCACGAGCCUCUACCGGUCAACAUGGCAUACACAGCCUCUCAACAACCCCUCACCCUCUUAGCGAUCUCUCUCUGGGAGCUGGUGCGGGUAGCGCCCGUGGAAUUGGCGAUGAACAGGGGAGUGACGAUGGGGCAGAAGAUGCUGGGAUGAAUUACGAUUCCGGCGGCUGGGGGGGUACGACACUCCCUAAGGUUGAUGGGAAUAUAAUCUCUCCCUCAAAGCAGAAAAAAGACAUAAUUAGCCAGUAUGAAGCCAGGGGUGCCUCGCCUCCUCAUUGCGGUACCGGAUUUCAGGUUAAAAAGACCAAUUGGCAAGGCAGGCUUGAUAGUCCGAUAUCCAGAUUUCCGAACGGUUAUUCCUUCACCUCUGUUCUCUGCCCCAAAUUAUUUGGACUAACCCUGGAUCUAUCUACAGAGGUUCUUGUCCACUCCUUAUCAUUCCUCGACCCGCAAACAUUACUUACAGCGUCUCUCAUCUCUCGCCGCUUUCGUUCCCUCAUUUCGUCUCCCGACGCAUGGCGAUCCGCGUUUUCUCGUUAUUUCCCAUCUACAUCACUUAGCCAGGCUUCCUCGGAUAUCCAUGAAUCUGCCGCUUCUUCCUCAUCUCAGGAUCGUCGUUUCUUCACUCGAUUGUCGGCUGGAGGGAGCGUUGGUGAUCUAUGGAGAAAGGAGUAUAUUCUUCGUACUAGGCUUUUAAGGGGCCUUGCGAAAGGGAGAGCCCAUACAUUUACAAGUCGUUCGAGCCCCGCGAGCAAAGGCUCGCAAGGAAACGUCAUUAUCACUUACAAUGCGUUGACUGGCCCAAUGAGUGUGAGCCAUAUCGCGGCAGAUUUCUCUUCAGGGGGUGUGAGGUUGUUGCAUGCCUCAGCUGAUACUAUAGCCAUCGCUGCAAGUGAUGCCACCAUCGGUAGGAGACACUCGCGGUAUUGGAUACUUGCCGGCGGGGUGCUAACUUGGGUAUAGGAAAGGUUGAGAGACCUCCGUUAGCUGCCGCGAUGCUUGGAACACCGGCUAGGCCCGAUUUGCAUCAGCCUAUUCUGGGAGUUGCAGGCUUUGAAGUCGCUACAGAUAUGGGUGUCUCGGGGGUUAUGGAUCUUUCUGAAAAUAUUGGUUGGGUAUAUGGCGAGAACGUGCCGAAUGGAAAGUGUUACGUGCACCCGUACCCGUCUCCCUAUCGGUGUGCCUCCGAGAAGGGGUUCUUCCUCCGACAUGACCCAGUGGCAUCCGGCUGUCUCCAGCCUGCCAUAACUGCGGUAUGGAUUGCGAAGAAACGGUCUGGCGGUGUCAUUGAAACGUCCAAGGGCCGGGUCGGAGUCAUGAUCGGUAACAGCAGGGGCUUCGUCUCAAUAUACGGGCUAAGUUUUGGCAAGGAGUGCCAAGUUCCCCUUACCAACAUGUUCUGCAUAUGUCCAGGUAUACCAAUCGUAUCAAUCAAGGUGGACGAAGACUAUUCAUCCAAGAGAAAGAGACAGAACAAUGCCUGGGCGGCUGUUGUCAACGCGCUAGGCGAGGUUUAUCAUCUUGCAAAUCCCAAGGUUGCUUGGCAAAUUAUUCCGCAAACCACCCGCAUACCGACCGCGGUCCACGGCUCAAUUUUUCGGACACCCCCAAACACUGUAGCCGGUGAGGAUAUGGGGAAAAAGCAAAUUGAGGAAAAGGAUUUGCUGCUUAAUACCGAGUACACCCGAUUGAAACAGCUCUGGGAGGGCUGGGGAAUGGAUUGGUUUAUUGAGGUGGAUUGGCCUGGUACCAAUAUUGUGCUUGGAAGGAAAGGAAGCGUCAAUCAGCUAUCCACGGGUAAUGAGCAAACCCCGAAACUCAUUAGAUAUCAUUUUUCGCCCCACACACUCGAUGUCGAGGCCGAAGAGCUCGUACGCGAGGUGAUAGCUGGCGCCUCGGAAGGGACCGGUGCCGGGAUAUCCUCGAGAUCUGUAUUUGAUGGAGAGCCACGGUCCCAGCCCUCCGAGAGAGCAGAAGCGAUUGAAGUUUUGAUGCAGCCGCCCCAGUUCUGCAAGCGUCCGACAAAGUGGCUUGCUGCGGAUUUUCUGUUUGGAAAUCAGAAUGUUGGCGCGAUUACCGCUUCAGCGAUUGAUAUUUCCAACCUCACCUUGCUUUCUCCCAGUGAAGAUCCUGGAAUAACCGUAGAUGUGCCCGGUGGAAAUGCAAGGCUAUUUGCAGUUGGCACCAGCAUGGGAGAUGUUUUCAUUUGGAAUAUUCGGCACCAAGCAUCCUCCAUUGAUGGUGGCGGCGUGCCGUCCAAUGGUUUCUUGCCACAAAGAGUGAUCCGGACUGAUUCACCUCGGAUUUCAACAUUGGCUCUCUCAUCACUUUAUCUCGUCCAUGGAGGAAACGAUGGGCUCGUUCAAGCUUGGGAUCUUCUGGCUUCCACUUAUUCACCUUUGAGGAGCAUUUAUUCUAGGUUUUCGACCCGCGCGCGCCGGAGAUUAGCACAAGCGGAUGCAGCAGCUUUGGGCCCGGGUAAUGAUGCCCUUGGGGAUAACCAGUUUGCAGCUCGAUGCUUGGUUCUUGACCCCGAUCCCACUCGCCUUCGCGGGGCGGUUGCCUUGGGCACGCGCAUUAGAUAUUGGUGCUUCUCUUCCCCCUCUUUAGGGCCAAACACCCCGAAGCGGUCAAAGAAGCCAAGAGUCGGCGGUGGAGUCAGUGGUACACCAUCUAGCGAUAGAGGAGAAAUUAAGGGCAUCAUCAUAUCAGAUUCUGGGGAUCUUCUUAAGGAACGUGAGCGCGAGAAUAAAGCAAGAAUUGAGCUGGAGAAGCGCUAUGGAGUAACCAGUGGGCGGGCAGCGCUCAGCGAAGAAGAAAUGGUGGAAUAUGCUAGGAUGAUUAGUAUGGAAACCUAUGAAACCGAGGGCGGUGGCAGCAUCGAGAGUGGGGAUAGCAGCAACAUCAUUACGCCUAAAGACUCGAACCGUGCAAUAAAUAGCCAUAGGACCACGGAGUCCAAUGGUACUGAGGAGGAGGUUGAAGACUUAGAGUUAGCUCAAGCGUUAAGGCUGAGUUUAGGGAAAGCAUGGAUGGAAACUCCAGCUGUACCUGGUGAUACGCUGGAUUCAGAGAUUUGGGAAGACGCCUCCGAAUAUCCAGAUCGCCAAGUGUCUUUGAACCCCGUCGCUGCCGGCCCAAGUCAUCAAAAACGAUCUACCUCGAAUUAUGCCAAUUCAAAAAGGAGCGCUGAUGCCGACAUGGAAUGGCCGAGUGUUAGCAGGGCUGCAGGAAAGGGUAAAGAUAAGGCGCAACACCACAUCCCAAGGACCGAGGAGGAAGAACUCGAAAUGGCGAUCCAGCUGAGCAUGGAGGAAGAGGAACGCAGGAUGUUCCUAAGCGCAUUGGGGAGUGAUGAGCAGAGUGAAGUGAUAGGGAAAGGGAAAGGGAGAUGGAAGGGGUGGUAAAGCAGUAGCAGUGGAAGGUCUCGUUUGUUUCAAUGUUUAUGGUGAUUGAGGGGUUUUCAGCAGUUGCCGUAGUGCUAGUGUGGGCACCUUUCUUUGAGCUGCGGUAUUUUUAUUACUUUUAUUUCCUUGUCUCACAUAAUCUAAGCGCGUAAUACGAUUGGUUUUUCUCAGCCGGGU
This is a messenger RNA of Tuber aestivum (summer truffle), 3647 nucleotides long. The record is from the annotation of a GenBank genome assembly. NCBI's taxonomy places the organism in Eukaryota, Fungi, Ascomycota, Pezizomycetes, Pezizales, Tuberaceae.